Mytilus californianus (California mussel) is the source of this 1447-nucleotide messenger RNA. RefSeq names its product protein jagged-1-like. Gene Ontology annotation, biological process: establishment or maintenance of epithelial cell apical/basal polarity; heterophilic cell-cell adhesion. The coding region runs from base 110 to 1366 and encodes 418 amino acids. NCBI's taxonomy places the organism in Eukaryota, Metazoa, Mollusca, Bivalvia, Mytilida, Mytilidae. Gene Ontology annotation, molecular function: calcium ion binding; Notch binding. The transcript is spliced from 7 exons. The record is from RefSeq and is a predicted model, not a curated record. Gene Ontology annotation, cellular component: plasma membrane; protein-containing complex.
UCUAAUGCAUGAAGUCAUAUGAUGCAGGAUGCAAAUACGGAAGUAGAUAAGAUAAGAUAUUUAUAUUUUCCAAAUACACCAUUAAUUGGUGUGUAUUCGUCAACGGAUAAUGUGGUUCAUUCCGUGGCUUUUGGCUACGAUUCUUUUGUUAUUUGGUUCUAUAGAAUGUGGAAUAACAUCACAGUGGGUUGAAUGUAACUGUAGAUGGGAAGAGUGGGAAGCAUGGGGAACUUGUGACAGCAAAUGUAACGGUAGACACAGACGGUCAAGAGAACUUUGGAUGUAUUCAAACGUGGACGGUUGUGACUUCGACUUCAAUACCUGCGCUACCGACGACAUGGCAUGGGACUACUCGAGAUGUAACACAUUUUGUUACAAUGGAGGAACAUCGAAUAGCUACUCUUGUAGCUGUGUGACAGGAUUUUAUGGAGAUUGCUGUGGAUUUCAGGUAAACUGUGGAAAUCCUGGAUCUAUAUCAAAUGGCAAAUUAAAUGGAGGUACCUUCACGUAUGGUAGUACGGUAAGAUACACCUGUCAUAGUGAAUACCUAUUGGUGGGUGGAACAUCUAGUAGAAGAUGCAGACUAAGUGCACUAUGGAGCGGAACCAAACCACGGUGUGCAUAUUAUAAUUCCUGUGCUAGUGGUCCAUGUAAGAAUGGAGCAACUUGUACAAACAUACCUGAUCAUUAUCAAUGUACAUGUAAUCAUGGUUGGUCUGGUAAAAACUGUGAUGUUGAUAUACAACCACCAGUAAUGACAAAUUGUUCUAGCGACAAAUACAUAAAAACAUCAGCACUUACAAGUCUAGUUAAAUGGCAGAUACCUUCUUUCACUGAUCCACAUAAUUUUGCGAUCAAGGUUACAGCCAACUACCCUUCAAAUGAGUUCACAUUUCCAUGGGGAGAUUUUAAGGUUAGCUAUACAGCUAUAAAACCAACGAACGGUUUAAGUGCAAACUGCUUGUUCAGCAUCAGUUUAAAGCCGAAGCCAUGUCCUACAAUUAAUGUUCCGGUGAACGGGGCUUUAAUUUGCAAUGACUGGAGAACUGAUUAUGGUCAGUUUUGCAGAUUUUUCUGUAAAGAGUCUUACACAGUUCCACGUGGUGUUAUGAUGGAUGACUUUUAUGUUUGUGGAGCUUCUGGAACGUGGAUGCCUUCAAAUACAAUUCCCAAUUGUUCAGUAACGGCUACAAAUUUACAUGCAAUUGGAGGAUAUAAUAUUGGUCCAACAUAUUCAAAUUGUUCUGAUGAUCGUAGAGAAAUGCAGGAGUUUUACAUAGAAAAACUCAGCAAAUCACAUUUCAGACACUUUUGUAAAAAGUUUCAACAAGAAUGUAUCCCAGAAAAUGUGUCAGUGCAGUGCUAAACGACGGUGUGGAAUGUACAUCCUCUCAUGGUUUAUAUUAAACAAAAUUUCAUGUCUUAUAAAAUAAACGUAUUAAUUCUA